AUGAGAAGAGAUCGUGGGUCUCAUGAGGUCCGUACACUCAUCUCAACCAUUGUUCUUCUGCUCUCGAUCCACAGUACUCUCGGCUUCUACCUUCCCGGCGUCGCUCCCGAGGACUUCCAAACGGGUGAUUCAUUGAAUGUGAAAGUGAACAAAUUGAGCUCGACAAAGACUCAGCUUCCUUACUCUUACUACUCUCUUCCUUAUUGUCGUCCACAAACCAUAGUUGAUAGUAGAGAAAAUCUCGGGGAAGUACUUCGCGGUGAUCGCAUUGAGAACUCCCCUUUUGUGUUUAAAAUGAGGGAACCACAGAUGUGCCAUGUUGUCUGUCAGCUGACACUUGAUCCCAAGACUGCAAAGGAGUUCAAAGAUAAGAUUGCCGAUGAGUAUCGGGUCAACAUGAUCCUAGAUAACCUUCCUUUGGUCGAGCCCAUACCAAGGUUAGAUCAAGAAGCUCCUCCUGUUUAUCAGUUGGGCUUUAAUGUUGGAGUCAAGGGACAACAUAGUGGAAGCAAGGAUGAAAAAUUUUUCAUCCACAACCACUUGACUUUUACUGUCAAGUAUCAUAAAGAUAUGCAAACGGACUCAGCGAGGAUUGUGGGCUUUGAGGUCAAGCCGUUCAGUGUUAAACAUGAAUAUGAAGGACAGUGGAAUGAGAAUACUCGUUUAACAACAUGUGAUCCUCAUGCACAACGUACGGUUUCUAGCUCUAACUCUCCUCAAGAAGUUGAAGAUAAACAAGAAAUCAUAUUCACCUAUGACGUCAAGUUCCAGGAGAGUAAUGUUAAGUGGGCUUCCAGAUGGGAUACUUAUCUUUUAAUGAGUGAUGACCAAAUCCAUUGGUUCUCAAUUGUCAAUUCUUUGAUGAUUGUGCUCUUCCUCUCUGGAAUGGUGGCAAUGAUAAUGCUGCGGACACUUUUCCGUGACAUCUCCAAGUACAAUGAACUUGAGACCCAGGAGGAGGCCCAAGAAGAAACAGGAUGGAAAUUAGUCCAUGCGGAUGUCUUCAGGCCCCCAAAUAACUCGGAUUUGCUCUGCGUCUAUGUUGGAACAGGUGUUCAGUUCAUUGGGAUGAUGCUUGUAACUAUGAUGUUUGCGGUCCUCGGAUUCCUCUCCCCUUCAAACCGUGGUGGGCUUAUGACUGUUAUGCUCUGUCUCUGGGUUUGCAUGGGAUUUUUUGCUGGUUAUGUCUCUGCACGAUUGUACAAGAUGUUUAAAGGAACAGAAUGGAAGAAAAUUGCUUUCAGAACCGCAUUCCUGUUCCCAGCCACUGUCUUUGCAGUUUUCUUCGUCUUAAAUGCACUCAUCUGGGGGCAGAAAUCGUCUGGGGCAGUGCCAUUUGGGACAAUGUUCACUCUGGUCUUCUUAUGGUUUGGGAUCUCGUUCCCACUAGUGUUUGCAGGCAGUUAUACUGGAUUUAAGAAGCCAGCAAUUGAGGAUCCUGUGAAGACAAAACAAAUUCCCAGGCAGAUUCCUGAGCAGGCAUGGUACAUGAACCCCAUAUUCUCAAUUUUGAUCGGUGGAAUACUCCCGUUUGGAGCUGUUUUUAUUGAACUUUUCUUCAUCCUCACAUCAAUCUGGUUGAAUCAGUUUUACUACAUCUUUGGCUUCCUGUUCCUAGUCUUCAUCAUACUCAUCGUCACCUGCGCUGAAAUAAGCAUUGUGCUUUGCUACUUCCAGCUGUGCAGUGAGGACUACCUCUGGUGGUGGAGGUCAUACCUGACAUCAGGCUCCUCAGCAUUGUACCUCUUCCUCUAUGCUACCUUUUAUUUCUUCACCAAGCUAGACAUCACAAAGCCAAUUUCUGGGAUGUUAUAUUUUGGGUACAUGUUGAUUGCUUCGUACGCUUUUUUCGUGUUGACUGGUACCAUCGGCUUCUAUGCAUGCUUCUUGUUCACCAGACUCAUUUACUCAUCAGUGAAGAUUGAUUGAUGAACAGAUUCAUGGAUGAGUUUUAUCAAGUGACAAUCAUGAGGUUAAGACUAGAAGCCAGGGCAUUCUGUGCCUCUCAGCUGUUGCUAGUAAUGCGAAUUUUUCAACAAUGUCAGCAUUAUCUUAUUGUGUUAGUGUUAUUAUUUACUGAAGUUUCUAAUACAGAUUGUAAUAGAGCUUGUAAUUCCUUUUUGAACUUUUGUUCCCUCCUGUUUCCUCCUACAAAAAUGUAGCCUAGCAAGUCAUUUUCUAAUGCCAAGUGAGGAGUACUUGACAUUCUAGACUGAUACUAUUACUGAAUUUUCAUAUUAAAUUUUUUGGAGCAAAUGAUGUGACAUUUUAGUAACUCACUUAUUGAUGGAAUUGGAUGGGGU
Molecule: messenger RNA, 2303 nt
Organism: Ilex paraguariensis (yerba mate)
Lineage: Eukaryota; Viridiplantae; Streptophyta; Magnoliopsida; Aquifoliales; Aquifoliaceae
Source: the annotation of a GenBank genome assembly